Messenger RNA from Anneissia japonica, 6070 nucleotides. Its product is annotated as sphingosine 1-phosphate receptor 1-like. The record is from RefSeq and is a predicted model, not a curated record. Gene Ontology annotation, cellular component: membrane. Gene Ontology annotation, biological process: G protein-coupled receptor signaling pathway. Gene Ontology annotation, molecular function: G protein-coupled receptor activity. The transcript is spliced from 3 exons. The coding region runs from base 304 to 1302 and encodes 332 amino acids. NCBI's taxonomy places the organism in Eukaryota, Metazoa, Echinodermata, Crinoidea, Comatulida, Comatulidae.
AUAUAAGACCACGUGACAUGUGACGUCAGAAGAUCGUUUCCCCAAGUACCAUGAGCAGACCAACUGUUGCAGAGUAUAUGUAUUCAGUGAGUGUAGUGAUGUCUAUUGUGAAUAGGCGAGCUCUGCAUAUGCUCUCUCUGUUAUAAUUGGUCUUACUUUUUCUUGCCGCAUACCUAUUGUAAGGCAUUUUGUUUUGGACUACUUAAAGCACGUGGACCCAAUGACCAGGGCAAAGAAGUGAGCUUUAUAACUUCAAGGAAGAGGCGCAUUAUAAAUGCCUAUACCAACUAAAACUCUUUCAAAAUGUCGGGGAAUUCAUACGAAAGCAACCAGUCUACGAUUUGUACGUUUCCCGAUUUUACCUCUAGUGAGCUGGCAACAAAUGUAUCGUAUGUCAAGACUUAUCUAUCGUUCAUCGUCAUCUGUUCGUUCGUAAUCGUUAUUGCCAAUUCCGUCGUAUUAGUCGCUAUGGUAUUAACUAAGAAACUUCAUAAAUCAAGAUAUGUCUUGAUAUUUAACCUCUGUAUAUCCGACCUCUUCGUGGGACUGCUCUUUCCGGUUGUCGUUUGGGGAGGAGCCGGAGUCGGAGAUAUACUCGGAAGCAUCGUUACAUUCGUAUCAAUGCUGACGAUAUUGUCCAUAGCGAUUGAACGAUUCAUUAAGAUUGUGUUACUCCCGUAUACUAAAAAAUUAGCAACAUCUCGACAACUGAUCGCGACCUGUGGUGUUAUGUGGCUAAUAUCAGCCAUCUUGUUUCUAUCUGUUGUCACUGAGCCAACAUGGUACGCGUACAUCUAUCAUUUCGUUUCCCCUGUCAUCUUAAUUAUCAUCUUCGCUGUCAUAAUUGUUCUUUAUCUACUGAUAUUUUUGAAUGUGAGCAAACAAGAAAAAGGACAAUCGCAUCGAUCGUCCCUUAGACGUCGGAAGCAUGUAAAAACGAAGAGAGUUCUUCAUGGCUUUGCUCUGAUAAUUGCCCUUUACUGUUGCUGUUAUUUACCAUGGGCCGUGGAAUCAUUACGAAUUGGUGUCCAGAUGUCGAGAAACGGUGAGGAAAUAUGCUGGCAAGGUACAGUGCCCUUGUAUUUCACUAUUUGCAUUGGGAUUUUGAACUCAGCACUGAAUCCGUUCAUUUACUGGCGACGUCUGCCGGACUUCAAUGAAGGUAUGAAAGCUGUUUUCCAACGUUGUCGUGGAGAAUAUGAUCCUUCUGCUUACGAGACCAACGAUUCAUCAUCCACUUUGGCCAGAAAUAACUCAAAAACGAGUUCUGUUUACAAAGAAAAUAAUAUCAUUCGUCCUUAGGCCCUAAUUGUUAUUAAUAUGAGGGUGAUGGACUUUUUUUAUACGAUCAUUUUUUGAGAGAUUAUUGUGGUGAGGAACAUCUCUGUCCAGAAUGAUUAUCAAAUUUUCUUUGACAAAAAACGGUUGUAUGUCCAUAUAUAUUCAUGAUGUCCAUAGUCUGGACAGAGCUUUAGGCCGGGCAAACGGUUGCACCGACGGUCGUCAGCCGAAAAGGCACAUGCAAUUUGCUCGAACUACUGCCGCCGACAAUCAGCAGACGGCUUCGGCGUCGACGAGCGCUCACAGAGAGCGAAUAUGGUUCGGCAUAGUUAGAAACCGUCUCACAUCGCGCGCGGGACGGUCCGCAUUUCAAAGUGAUUUUGGAUGAAACACCAUUUUGCAGAAGCACAUGCGUGAUCAUAAAUUUGUCACGCAUUUAGCGCAAGUCCAUGCGUGAUGAACGAAUUUUAUCACGAAUUCAUGGGAAAAUGUAUUUAAAAUUAGAAGAAAUUGGUUUUUAUUAAACAGGCCUAUAUAAAAACGGUCAUGCAGUAACUAGUCAUUAGAGAGUUUUCGUAAUUAUUUCGUUAGAAUCAAUCCACGGGGAAAAUUUCUUUUUCCCGAACAAAACAACCCAGCCAACACGCACUUAGUAUAGUAUCAUCUUGGACUAAGUGACUAAAGUGCCCAGUCCCCCACCGGGGCCCGCCUCUGGAUCUCGUUGGGGAAUUGGCGUGGCGCCCUCUCCUCCACCCAGCCCGACUGAUGUAGUCACGCAUUUCAAAUCUCUCAGGUUGGUAACUAUGGUUCCGCCGCCGACGAUCGUGUGUGUCAUGCGUUAAGCGUAUCGUCUUCCCACUAUGCAAAUGAUCAAAUCUAGGGGGUUUUCAGUAAAAUAUGUAUAUGUAAAGUAUGUAUCUCAUUGGUCUUAGCUAGUCCUAGAUUUCAUUCCCCAGAGAAUCGAGUCAUUUGCUAAAACUAACGAAAGCCCGUUCACAGCAAUGUCGUGCUACCCGUUUAAUUUGUAUUUAUGGAAUGUUCGAUAAUUACGGCUCUCUAUUUUUGUUCUCAAUAUAUAGGCCUAAUAAUAAAAUCAAUAAAACAAAAAAGCACCGGCCCCAAACACUGUUGAAUAACUUUCCUUAUAAUUAAUUUAUUGAUUAAUCGAUUGAUUAUAUAGUGUAAGGUAUUUAAUAAAUUAUAAACCCACCAGAAAAGUCCUUGCAGUUCAUGAGUCACUAAGCAACAGAUUAUUUGAUUGUAUUAGAAUAUUUGAUUUCCAAUAUGGAAUUAAUAAUACGUAGGCUAAGUGAUAUGUAUUUUGUAUUAUAGUAUUUUAAGGUUAACUAAUUUUAAAGAUAACAUUUUUUUCUUCGGUUGAAACUGUAAUUAUGUAUUGUUAUAGGCGUGAAAAAUAAAAUUUGUUAUUGAGGAUUGACUCUCAUCUAAAAACUGAUAUCAAACAUGAACAGAAAUACGGUAAAGCCUCUGCUAGGCAAUGGUUGAAUAAAUCCGCAAUUGAAGGCAACAACAUGAAAUAUCCGCUUGAAAUAGGUAUUAGAACAAUGAAGUGUUUGAUAAAGUUACGGAAGCACGCCCUACUUUUAGUUAACCUGUGCUUAAGACGCAGAGUGAAACCGAAAAGUUUUACUCGUGUCAUUCUACGCGAUAGUAUUCUUCGGGCAAAUUCGGAACCAUUCCGUGAUGUCUGUCAGAGGCGUUGUAGCAAAGAAUGGUGACAACUACGCCAUCAUGACAAACUCACCGUGACUCUCCAAUAACAGGCGACAACAAAUGUGUAAUAUUGAAAUAAAUGGGUCAAAAAGUGUGGACACAAUUUAAUACGCAUAUUGAUAACACGCAAUUUUGACAAGCUUAUUGGGUAUGCCCAUCUACUCAUAUUCUUCAUUGAAUACCUGCUUCAUCUACCAUCAUUGUCUGGAUGGUAUUGUCAUGACGAUAAUUAAGUUUAAUAUGUAGGCUUAGGCCUAUUUCUAUGGACAUUUUGAUUUAGAAGAUUGUCAUAAACGUUGUAUUAAAAACAUAAACAUCAAGGUUUUAUUUUUCAAUACAACGUUUAUUACAAUCUUCUAAACAAAAAUGUUUUUAGAUAAAAAUAACUCUGGUAUUUUCUUUUUUAAAUAAGUUUAUUACGGUACCUUGUAUUAAAACACAAAACACCAACCUUUAUUCCUUUUACAAAUAACGAUUGUGAUAAUCUUUUAAAUCAAAAUGUAUUAAUAAAUGUAAACAUAGGGUUUUGACAAUCAAUGGCAUAAUUUCAAGGAAAAUAUGUUUAAUUAGGCUAAUAAUAAAGUAAGUCUACGUAUCCGUCGGAUUACAUCGAUGAGAGUAUUAACCGGCAUUGGCAGCAAAUUUAUACUUCUAAUAGAAACGAUGUAAAUUAUUCACUAUAGUUCUAUAUAUGCGGUCUCAUAUGAUUAAAAGAAACAUUUAAAUAAUAUGACGUCAUCGAUUAUUUAUUUUUUAAAAACCAAGUACACAUUCAAUUUUCCUUGGAGAAGGGUAUAAUAUUGGAAAUUUCUACAUCCUGAGCUUUUAGCAUCAUGGGCUGUAACACACGUACGCCCAUAUUUCCAGGAAGGAGCCAUCCAGCAAUGACAACUACAGUAAACCAGAUAAACUGCAGUCUCUAACCAAGUGCCAAAUCAUUUAUAUAAGAUUAAAAAUGGAAACUCUUAUUUCAGUUGGAAUAGUGAAGGGUAAGGAACACGUCCCGCCCCCUCGGGCCAAACGGUCCUUGAUUGUGUUCCCUCACCACCCACACUCCGCCGACAAGAAAUCCUGGAUUCGCCACUGAUUUCAUAUUACACUUCAGAAGUUAUAUAAGCAGAUAUACUGUCGUAAGUAGGCCUAUACUUUUGACUGUUAUAGAAUGCACGACUGUAGGUUUAUUGCACGUUCGAGAACCACAGUGGUAUAGUAUCUUCGCACAUUAUUAUACAUUAAUUUCCUUUUACAGGCUACAUUAUUUUAUUUAAUUUUACUUCGGCCAUUCGAUUUUAAGGUGAAACAGCCAAAAAACACCACGGCGAUUUUCCUAUUAACAGAUAAUAUAUCACGAGCAAGGCGAUCUGCUCGAGUGGGCGGGAAACGUGCCAAGUUCACCGUGUCGUCGUUCGGCUUCAGGGCAUCCGGCUCCUCUUCCUUGCAUGGCACUUCAGUAAAUAUAUGAAAGCUGGAAUGAACUUUUAAUAUUUCCUUAAAAACUUAAUCAAGGCUAAACUUCCGAGGUGUAUUGACAUCCUACUACUGAUAGUAUUUCUUCACAGAAUAACAUUUUAUUUCCUGCAUAAUAUGUUUAAUAUAUUAAAAACCCGAUUAAAAACCUAGGAAAUUAGUAAAAAUAAUAAUGAUCGACUACAAAAAUCAGCUUCAAAUACCUUGAGUAUUGUCUGAAAAAAUUGUUUUCAUUGGGAUUUGUACACAAGACCCUCCAACUAAGGAAUGAACUUGUCACAUGAUAGGGUAACAUAUAGGGUAGGGGAUGACAGGGGGUGAGGUGGGAAAGUGAAGGUGAGUUAGCUGCAGUUUAGGGUGUUAUGAGAUUAUUUUAGGGCACAUGAUGCCUAUUUUAGAAGUACAGUAGCCUAGGUUACUGUAUAUCAUUACUUUAAACAUUGAAAAAUUAACAGUUAAAUGUCGAGAUUCAAGUAAAUAAAAUACAUUGUUUUCGUUUAUAUUUUAGAUUAGAAACACAGUCAAAAACUCCAUACUAUUAAUUUCUUUAAAAUUUAUUUCCACAAAUAAGAGCCAGUGUUUUCAAGUUUCCUGUCCAUAAGAUUACAACAUGGAAUGAUCAUUUAAAAUACAGUGUUUUAUAUACAAUGUUAUCUGCACACAUGAAUAAAGCUGGCAUGAUGACCAGCAAUGGAAACAUCUUAAUGAAUGCUAUGUACAGUAAUCAAGCAAAUAACCAGGAUUUCCUGUAAUUUGACCGAACUCCAUUCUUUGUUUGUUUCAGGGGAUCUACACCUUGACCAUGCCAGAGGGCUUUGUCAACCCCUCCCCCUCACAGGUAACCCCUUUAUGAAAUUAUGGUGAGAGGCCUGAUUUAAUAAGGCUACACAGUACUUCUAAAAUUCAUAUUUUUGAAAUUAUCUUUUCUUGAGCUAUCUAAAAAUAAUGCAUGUCAAUUAUGCUGUUUAUACAGAAAUAAUAAUGUUGAUAUCUUUUCAAUAUUCAAUACUUCCGUCAAUGAGAAAAACCUCUUAUAUUCUGUUAAUGUUCUGCUUAUUUCAGCUCAAAAUAUGAUUAAUAUAAACCAACUAAUAAGUGCUAUUUUUAAUAACAACAAUAUCAAUGAUGAUGACGAUAAUAUGUCCAGUUGGACAAUGUAAUUAAGGUGUAUAAUGUUAUAUUAUGGUGCUGCUAACACCACCCUGGAUAGAGGACAGGAAAGCUGUUAUCUUGCCUGUGUUCCACUUAAACUUGGUGUAGAACAAAUAAACUAUUAUUUAUUAUAGAAAUAAAUUAUAAUUAACAGGAGGGAGCAUCUCCCUGACUAUAUUAAGGCCACUUUUUCUUCGUUUUUCACAAUAAUUUAUCAGAAAUAUGUCUAGGGACAAUGUAACUAAUGAUCCUGGGUAAUUCAUUUGUUCUGGACAUAUACAUUUAUGGAUCUAGGCCUAUGUUACUUUUUUGUAGUAUUUGUAUCUAUUUCCGUACAUCUUCUGUCUGUAUGACAGUAAUUAGAUAUAUUUGGUCAGUGAAUACAUUAAAUUAUAAUUCAUAAUAAUCAUAAUAUUCUCAAUUAUUCAAGAAAAAA